GCCGCCGCGUCGUCGCCAUGACAACGACGCGGCGGCCCCGUCACGCUGCGCAAUGGCGGAGGAGGAGGUGGAGGUGGCGCGUGAGGGCGAGCCCCGAGCGGCGACUUUGUUGACGGUUCUUCAAGAGCGACUGAGACCAUUGAACCAGAAGUCGCUGCUGCACCGCUUGAUAUAUGUGGGGCAGCUCCACCCAGACCUGGCGGACAAGCGCGAGCUUGCAGAGUAUUACGAGCGGCUGUUUGCUCGACUGCACAAGCACCACCAGGGCGAGGCGGCCUAUGGCCUGCUUCUCAUCUACCCGACGGCCGUCAUCCACACCGUCGAGUGUGGGAGCGAGUCCAUCUACGCCAUCCUCAGGGACCUCAGGGACAUGGAGCAGAGAGAGGAGAGGGCAUUGCUGCAAGGAGUCAAGAUUGUGGUGGUGUCACAUGACCUCCCCAACAGGCUUUUUCAGCAGUGGUUCUGGCAGGUGCUGAAUCUGCCCGCCACGCGACUGGAGGGAGACGGGGAAGCCACUGAGUCCACCGUGAAUUUGGCGUCGGAGGCCAUCACUCACGUGCUCAAGCUGGGACUGCACUUGCUCCAUUCCCCUAAGGUGAGCAUGCGUCAGGCACUGGAGAGCGUGCGGGAGAGACACCCGGAACUUCUGCUGCCGCAGGACACGCUGGCGCACCUACUCCACUGUCACGGGCUGCUCACCCCAGCGGAAUUCCUCACCGCCUACGAUCGCCCCUUCAAUCUCACCCUGGACUCUGAGUUGGUGUGGCCGGCGCCACAGAGCAUGACAUCGACGAUGGAAAUCGACGAGGGCCAGAAAGGAGAAACUUUAAGCAGCUGAGCGAGCCGUGCGGUGGUUUGCACCUGCCCCCAACCAACCCCGCCGGGUGGAUGGCUCCAGCACCCGGGCCACCACCAGCAGUACCGGAGGUCUCUGCAGCUGGGAUUUCCCUCUUCAGUCACCGGCCAGCCAAACCCUGCCCUCAGCCUGCCCUCAGCCUGCCCUCAGCCUGCCCACAGCCUGCCCUCAGCCUGCCCACAGCCUACCCUCAGCCUGACCACAGCCUACCCUCAGCCUGCCCACAGCCUACCCUCAGCCUAACCAAAUCUUGCCCUCAGCCUGCCGAUGGAUCUUGCAUGGUGCAUAGAGGCUGGGUGCUCUUUACACGUGUCCAUGUUGUUGGAAACUAACGAUUUUUCCGGCCUGCGGUCUUAUUCCAUUACAGGGGGGGUUGGGGAGUCCUCUCAUCAUUUGACGACUGCCCUCAGCCUGCCCCCCACGUGAUAGCGUGACAUCACAGACCCCGCCAGCCUGGAAAUAGGCGCCCACUCUCCCAGAGGAGUGACCACCCAGAGGCGGCUGUCUGCUCCACGUGUGGGGGGUUUGGUUUUCCAGAGAUGGGCAGUGUCUCUGAAUUACGUGUGAUUCAAACAAUGCCACUUUAAUUAUACUUGUAAUUUUUCAAUCGCUUUCGAAAUUACAUCAAAGUAAUUAGUAUUCUGCAUCUAAACUAAUUGGUAAUUUGUAUUACGUGAAUAUUUCAUGACAUUUC
This is a messenger RNA of Petromyzon marinus (sea lamprey), 1550 nucleotides long. RefSeq names its product testis expressed 47 (gene TEX47). Gene Ontology annotation, molecular function: blue light photoreceptor activity; FAD binding. Lineage: Eukaryota; Metazoa; Chordata; Hyperoartia; Petromyzontiformes; Petromyzontidae. The record is from RefSeq and is a predicted model, not a curated record.